AUGAUGAUUGCGACUAAUACAACCACCCAACCUGGUGUUUCUUCUAAAGAUACGGAGAAAAUGGCAUUGCAGAGCGAGUCCGCUGGUGAUGCCCCCGAGAAGGAGGAUCUGCGACAAGGCGCCGCGGAAGAAGGGAGCACGACAGCAGGCGAGGGAGACGCUGAAGAGGAGGAAUACAUUACGGGAGUCAAGUUAUGGCUCAUCCUCGGCGCGCUCACGGCGACGACGUUUCUGCUGUUGCUCGACAUGUCCAUCGUGUCCACGGCCGUGCCGAAAAUCACUACAACAUUCAACUCGCUCUCACACGUCGGAUGGUACGGCGCGGCGUAUAACUUGUGUGGAGCAGCGCUACAGCCCCUCGCGGGGAAGUUGUACACUCACCUCCGCUCAAAAUGGACGUACCUUUGUUUCCUAUUCCUCUUCGAAAUCGGUUCUUUGAUAUGCGGCCUCGCGACGUCGUCGAAUAUGCUCAUCGUCGGCCGUGCCGUCGCGGGAAUGGGUUCCGCGGGGUUGCUCAACGGCGCGCUCACCAUCGUCGCGUACACUGUUCCACUGCACAAGAGGCCUCUUAUAACGGGGAUUCUGAUGGGGAUAUCCAACAUGGGCGUCGUAUCGGGACCGUUGGUCGGCGGCGCGUUGACCGAGUACUCUACCUGGCGAUGGUGCUUCUACAUAAACCUCCCCAUAGGCGGCGCCGUCGCCGUGCUCCUCGCAAUGAUUCACAUCCCGGACAAAAUCGCCACGCCCCUCCCCCUUCUCAAGAUCCCUCCCCGCCUCGACCUACCCGGCUUCGUGCUCUUCGCCCCGGCGACAAUCAUGUUCCUCCUCGCGCUGCAGUUCGGCGGCAGCGAACACGCGUGGGACUCGUCCGUCAUAAUCGGCCUCUUCGUCGGCGCCGGCGUCGCCAUCCUCGCCUUUGGCUUCUGGGAACGCCGCGUCGGCGACGACGACGCCAUGAUUCCCCUCGGCCUGUUCCGCCGCCGCGUCUUCUGGACGAGUGCGCUGGUCGGCGCGUUCAAUUUCAGCGUCACACUCGUCGGGAGUUAUUACCUCCCCAUGUACUUUCAGAGCGUCAGGGGGAAGAGCCCGUUCAACGGAGGCGUGGCGUAUUUGCCUUCGGUCCUGUCGCAGCUUGUUGCUGCCGUCGUCACUGGGGCUCUUAGGUGUGAAGGGAUUAUGUUGAUGAGUAUAGCCACUAAACUGGGGUAUUACCUCCCGUGGGUAUUCUUCGGCGCCGUGUUUGCGGCUGUCGGCAGCGGGUUGAUAUCGACCUGGACGCCGUUUACCGCCGCGAGCGCGUGGAUAGGGUACCAGAUUAUUCUCGGUGUCGGUCGCGGUUCCAGUUUACAGAUGCACAUCAUCGCCAUCCAGGCGAACGUCCCUUCCUCGAUGCUUUCCGUGUCCAUGGCCAUGCUGGUGUUCUCGCAGACGCUGGCUUGCGCCGUCUCGCUGACUAUUGGAGAGCUCAUCUUCUCCGAGGGGCUCGGUAGGAACCUGGCAAAGUAUGCGCCGUCCGUGGAUGCCGAAACGGUUCAGAAAGCGGGCGGCACCGGGUUCCGCGUCGUUGUGGGCGGGGACGAGUUGCCUGGCGUGUUGAAGGCGUUUUCGGAGAGUAUCAGCGAAGUCAUGUGUAUGUGUGCUGCGUUCUCGAGCAUGGUGGUGUUUCUCGGUUGGGGAAUGGGGUGGGUUGAUAUCCGGAAGAAGACGGGGAAGAAGGGCGAGGUAUGA
Messenger RNA from Colletotrichum truncatum, 1728 nucleotides. NCBI's taxonomy places the organism in Eukaryota, Fungi, Ascomycota, Sordariomycetes, Glomerellales, Glomerellaceae. The record is from RefSeq and is a predicted model, not a curated record.